Molecule: messenger RNA, 1173 nt
Organism: Daldinia childiae
Lineage: Eukaryota; Fungi; Ascomycota; Sordariomycetes; Xylariales; Hypoxylaceae
Product: Altered inheritance of mitochondria protein 6
Exons: 2
Coding region: 1-1173 (390 amino acids)
Biological process (GO): lipid metabolic process
Molecular function (GO): phosphoric diester hydrolase activity
Source: RefSeq, a predicted model, not a curated record
AUGAAGUUACCUUUAAGUAACGUCUGGAACCGGCAACGUUCUCAUGACUAUGUACCUGUCGAUGGAUCCGAAGAGAAUGAGAACCCCACUACAGCAAGGAUAGCCUCAGCAGAUAAAAUAGUACAAUCAGCCCCGAAAAGGCAACGUUGGCAAAGCUGGCAAAGCUAUCUCACAUGCGGCAGCAUCUGGGGGUUGAUCAUACUAGCUUCUAUCUUGCUCAUAAGCUUACUCCUCUCUAUCGCUAGGAGUCUAUGGGGUCUGGAAGAUGAUCCGGACAAAGUUUUUGGGAACUGGGGAAAGCCAGGUACAGCAACAGAGGGGUUGGCCUGGUACCCUACAGACUUUCUCCGUGAUGUUAUCCCGAUUCGAUGUCACUCGCAUAACGACUACUGGCGCAAGGUGCCUCUCUUCUCAGCCCUACACGCUGGCUGUAUCGGGGUCGAAGCGGAUGUUUGGCUUUUUGAUGAUGAUCCGGAACUCUACGUUGGACACGAUGAGGCUGCCCUGACUCCAAAUCGCACCUUUAUGUCUCUAUACGUAAAUCCUCUAGUAGACCUACUCAAUCGCACGAACCCGCAAACACAAUUCUAUAACGAUACACGUCGGGGCGUUUUCGACUAUGACCCAGAACAGACAGUAAUUCUCCUUGUGGACUUGAAGACCGAUGGGGCUAAGACUUGGCCACAUGUCCUAGCACAGCUCGAACCCUUGAGGUCGGGGGGCUGGUUAACUUCCUUCGACAAUGGAGUCAUCCAUCGGCGCCAAGUAACCGUUGUUGGAACAGGGAAUACGCCGUUCGAUCUACUCGCCAAAAACGCAACGUAUAGAGACGCAUUCUUCGAUGCCCCUCUAACAGAUAUGUGGGAGGAUCUAGACGCCUCGGACACGAAGUCUACCGAAGUCCCUAUAUAUAAUGACUCUAAUUCAUUUUAUGCGAGCACAAGCUUUGCUAAUAGUAUAGGGAUCGUCCUAGGCGGCUUCAGUGAAAAACAACUUCGUACGAUUCGCGGUCAGAUCAAGGGUGCUCAUCGCAGAGGACUAAAGGUUCGAUAUUGGGAUACGCCUAGCUGGCCAAUUGGUAUCAGAAACAAAGUCUGGCACACAUUGAUGGAAGAGGGCGCAGACAUUUUGAAUGUGGAUGAUUUGAGGGGAGCUUCGAAAUUAGACUGGUAA